Molecule: messenger RNA, 9098 nt
Organism: Schistocerca piceifrons (Central American locust)
Lineage: Eukaryota; Metazoa; Arthropoda; Insecta; Orthoptera; Acrididae
Gene: SNF4Agamma
Exons: 19
Coding region: 3189-6071 (960 amino acids)
Source: RefSeq, a predicted model, not a curated record
UGGCCAACGGUUCGCAGAGCCGCCAAUUCAGUUCGUACGUUCCGUUCGGUGCGUGUGCGGGUAGUUGGUCGUGAGUGGGUGGUGCGUUUGGUCGAUUUCGCGAAUGCGAGUGCAUGUGCGGUGUGCGCGAAGAAGCGGCUGCUGGGAUUUGGCCUGUUAACCUAAGCGGGGCCGCGUUAACCUCAACUGCCAGCAGGAAGAAGAGGAGAAAGAAAUAAUACUGUGAGCGGAUCUGGGGCUAUUUCACCUGGGGAAGGCAGCAUGCUGAAUCUUAGAGCUGACCACGAUAUCUACCGCAUAAGGAGACAGCACGGCACGAAGAUACGGGACGUGGCGCAAGCAGCAAGCGAGUAACGGCCACACGAAGAAAGUAGUAGUGACGGAAAGACUGACUCAGUAAUUGGAGACUAGACGAGAAAAAUCGCUCUUCUGUGAUCACCCCCUAUUUUUGUAGCGCGUUUAAUUUUUUCGUCACACGCCCUUACUUGGUGUGUACGUGUGCAAGCGAAAGUACAAAUGGUGGCAAAGUGAGGGAAUCUCAGUUGAGUAAGAAUAGCAAAGGGGAAGGAAGGUAGUAGCGUAAUCUUCGAAGUGCCCAGUAGUUGCUGGCUUAGUCGUAGCUAUAAUGUUCUGAAGCGACAGUUCACACCAAGUAGACCGUAGGUGGAAGAUAAGACAGAUCGCCGCCUCAGACAGUAUUGCGGAGGUCCUGAGUGUGUGCGCUUCAAAAUACACGCUUCGCUCUAUUAGGCAAAGCGUCCACGCGCACGUUUCUCUCAGUUUUCUCACAAGUGUACUUAAAAGGACUCACAUACAUUUGCAAGUGCCAGAUUUUUAAUUUUUUUUUUCCCCCCCACCGCGAUGUGAGCUGUCGUUACCCUCUGCGGCCUGUCAAAGUGGGAAAAGAAACGCUGCCGAGAGAAUUUUAAUUGCUUCGGUUUUAUACACCAAAGUCAAUCGUUGAAUACGCAAGUCAAAUCGAUUUUUCCUCUCGCGAGAUUUUUUGGAAAAGUUUUUUCGCGCGUGUCGCUAUAUUGAGCAUUGUGUUUUUGGUAGUGUCGCUGUGUAUUUUGUAAUCGUACUUUAUUAUCUAAUUUUAAAUAAAAAUUGUUCCCGGGCCUGAUGGUUUCGAUUCAGGAGCUAAGAUUUUUUGUGAUACUCGAUAGCAAUAAGAGGAGCUUGCCUUGCAACUGUAAAAACCAGAAAUUGUGAAUAGGAAACGUUUUAUUUGGGAUCAGUGGCGUUUGAUAUUGGAAUUUUCAGACAACGAAGAAUCGACGCAGGGAUAGGCGAGUAGAAGGAAAAAGCCAAGAAAGUUGCCUUAAAGUUCAGCGGUUCAAGACAGUACUUAAACAUUCUCGUCUGUGUCUGAUAGCAUCAGUCACAAUAAAAGUACAAAAAGGGGUACUUUAAACUAGUUGGAAACUAGUCAAAGGUUUUUUGAAUGCGGUUUGUCUGCAUAUUGAGCGUUAACUGUUCGCUAGGAAAAUUAGUAAUAUUUCAUAUUCAGCCACGUCUAUAGUAGAUGUGCAAAGUCUGUACUCACAUAGCAUAUUUAUCUACGCCCACUUAGUCUUUGGCACUUGCACACUCACACAUUGAGAUAGUAAUAGUCUAGCUGUAUUUGACUGGUAAUUGGCGUGCACACUUAAUCAAACGGCUUGCAAGAAAAAGUAUAUAUUCUUACCAGAAGUGUAUCAGAAAACAUUUUCCUGGUCUGUAAACAAGUACUUAAAAGAUUAAUCUCGUUUUCGUCAUCAGUAGGCGGUAUCUCAGUACAAACAAGUAUUUACGUUGGUUCAGUACUUAAAAUAGUGGAAUAAAGUAUAUGUACGUUAAUAUACCGAUUAGUUACGGCCUAGUAUUAUUCCUUGUAAUUUGGGUACUCAAAAAGAAAGAUACUCUUACAGCAGGAGCGAUUUUUCGUCACAGUUCUCCGCAAGAUAAAGGCCUUCCUGCUUACAUUCGGCAAACGUUGAAAAUUUAGCGGGACAUAAUUCAAAUUGGAAUUGUGGUGUGGAAGAGUGUAAAGAUAACCAUUUUGACCAUCGGCAAGUUACUGUGUACUUAAUCGCGGGGUGUAGAGAACGUCGUGGAAUUGAUUAACCACUGGACUCGUGCAACGAAUUUUUCUGCUCUUGAAAGUUACAAGUGGCCUAAUACUUGUCUUCCACUUGACACUCUGUGGAGUGUGGUAGGAUCUCGGAUGACGACUAAAUAUUCAAGCUUCCGAGGCUCAUAAAAACACUUGUGUGCGUCUGACAUCUGGUGUCGGUGUCUUCGUAUUCGUCGGGGCGAGGCUAGGAGAUACUAGAGGACUGACAAAGUGAAGUACUUAAAUAGUAAUUUCUUAAAAUCAAUUGCUGGUGGAAUUGUAGACCACAGAUUUCUGCGGAGAAAGUGCUGUGCUCGCAGGUGUGGUACAGAUACACUUCCGAACUGAGUACUUAAUAGUGUAGAUAGAGAUCUGCAAGUGCUUCAGACAGAGGGAGAUACGGGAGCUGUGAUAAAUGUUCCUCUACUGAAACUCCGCAACCAACUCACUUCUCGUACACUGUCAAAGGUGCACGACAGGGCAGCUGGUUUGGUAGCCUUCUUAAGAGUGGACAGUGUUUCUUAUUAGUGUGGUAGCACCCUGAACUCCCCAGUUGCGGUUAGUAAGCUGUCUCGACCCUCGCAGUGUCAGCCAUCGACCUCGGCACUCGGGCCAAAUGUCGUUCCAGAUCGGCGAAUCGUGCCUGCCACUCUCCAAGUCUCCUCUCUCUGUGCAGACCUCUGAAGACAGCUGACAGUGGGGGAACGUUGAAGACUACUGCUGCCGCUACAGACUGCCUGAUUCACUGGGGAGACUUUCCUGCCUGUCGCUAGAGUGCGGAGCUGCGUCCCGGCACUACCGUUUCCUGAAGCACGCUUCCCUGGGGCAGAUCCAGUUGGACUACUGUGCACGGUGUCUAGCUGUGGCGGUAGCUCAGUUCCAGGCUCGUGAAAGGCCCAACUAUUUCUAGAGCGACUGCCACCUAAUUACAGUGCGUGUACCUUACACCACGUACCCAAAGCUCCUGUGUCGGUAAAGAGCAACUGGCGCGGAUAGUCGGUAGUAUCUGAUCUGUGGCGAGCCCCCGAGCGCUGCCGAGAACCUGGAAGCCCAAUUCGGAGUUCCCUGCCUGCCGAACCCCUCGGAUCGAACGAUGCCGCCAAAGAAUCCCGCUCAGGAACCCGGCGCCAAGGGUUCGAAGAAGGCGCCGGCCGCAGGUCCGGCGCCGCUGGCCGCGCCGGACGACUCUUCGCCGUCGCCGUCGCCCCCGCCGUCGCCCUCGGCCGACGACGACGACUCGUCGCAGUCGAGCAGCAGCUACAACACCAUCACGUCGCUGGCGGCGCUGAAGGAGCUGCUGCACGGGCCCGGUUCGGGACCCACCAAUGACGUGGACCUGGCCUGGUUCGAGCACUACUUCCUGAGCCACGUGAACCGCCUGCCCAAGCACGAGCUGCGCUCGCCCUGCCUGCGGCCCAUCCUGGAGGGGCGCCGGGUCUCGGAGUGGGCCGGAGACGCCCACGCCAAUGAGGCGCCGCCCCACGCCGACGAGGCGGUGGAGGACGAGGAGGCGGACGAGAUGGCCGACCUGUGCUCGUCGACGGCGACGUACCCGGGCGCGGGCGGCCCGCUCACCUCCAGCGGCCGCCCCCACGUGGCCACCAUCUUCCAGCAGCCGCCUCCAGCGGCCGCGGGCGCCGCCGCCAGGGCGCGCUGGCAGCAGCGGGGCUCCCCAGGCUCCUCGGUGCGUCCCUCACCGCUGGCCUCGCCGCACCUGGACAAGCGCUUCGUCGACACCUCGCUGGUCGAGAUGCGGUCGCAGUUCUCGUCCAGCUCGACCAUCGACUCCGACACGGACGUGUGGGUGAUGCGGGACGAGAGCGUCGCAUCCGCGUCGUCGCGUCGCAGACCGGAGCUGGGAUCGCAGCCAUUGCCGACAAUCAGUGUAACGGACGAUGCGUCGCAUGUGGACGGUGCUGCCGCCAGCGGCCACCGGCCGAGAGCGGGCACGUGGAGCAUGGCGCAGUCUCGCCACCGACCGGGCGCCAUCUCCCCCGGUCCCCAACAGCAGCAGCAGCAGCAGCCGCGGCGGCGGUCCGGCGAUGACGUGGUGUCGGCGCCGCCCCCGCAGCACAGCCCCCAGCCGGCGCCGCCCCCGCCCCCGCAGCCGCAGCCGUCGCCCUCCCGCCAGCGCCACUCCACGCUGCUGGACGCUUUCCGCCCCCGCAGCAAGUCCGACGCCGGCGGCCACAAGACGCCGCGCCGCCCCGGCGCCAACAUCAUCUCCCACAUGAAGAGCGCCGUGCAGCACUCGCUGAUGUCGCCAAGCUCGAGUGGGGGCAGCAGCAAGACCUCGGACUCGUCAUCGACAUCAAAGUCCGAGGGCAGCAGUGGUGGGGGCGGUGACCACGGGCACAGCGGCAGCCACGGACACAGCAGUAGCAGCGGCAGCGGCAGGCCGCGCGCCGGCUCCGACAGCAACACGAGCCGCGGGCCCGUCUCCAAGGUGAUGGACAUGUUCAGACAUCGAUCGCAUUCAGCCGUCUCGGCCGAGGACAAGAGGAAAGCGAGGGCGGCCGCUCACCACCACCACCAGGUCGCCGCGCAGAGUGCGCUGUUGCGGCGCAGCUCGCUGGACCCGGUGGAGCGGCGCCGAUUGUCGCUGGGCCCGUCUACGUCCUCGUCGUCCGAGCGUCCGCCCAGCUCCCAGCAGCCGCACCGCGCGGCCGACGCGCAUCUCGACCCUCACCACGCGGCCAUACUCUUCAGGGACUCCAGGGGUUUGCCGGUUGCCGAUCCGUUCCUGGAGAAGGUCAACAUCCAGGAUCUUGAGGAGGACGAGGCGCAGAUCUUCGUCAAGUUCUUCCGCUUCCACAAGUGCUACGACCUGAUCCCCACCAGCGCCAAGCUGGUCGUCUUUGACACGCAGCUGCUCGUCAAGAAGGCCUUCUUCGCGCUCGUCUACAACGGCGUGCGCGCAGCCCCCCUGUGGGACAGCAAGCGGCAAGAGUUCGUGGGCAUGCUGACCAUCACCGACUUCAUCAAGAUCCUGCAGAUGUACUACACGUCGCCCUCCGCCGCCAUCGGCGAGCUCGAGGAGCAUAAGCUGGACACCUGGAGGGAGGUGCUGAAGGACCAGGUGAAGCCGCUGGUGCACAUCGGCCCGGACGAGUCCCUGUACGACGCCAUCGCGACGCUCAUCCGCAACCGCAUCCACAGGCUGCCCGUCAUCGACCCGGCCACCGGCGACGUCCUCUACAUACUCACCCACAAGCGCAUUCUGCGCUUCCUCUACCUCUACAUCAACGACCUGCCGAAGCCGAGCUACAUGAACAAGACGCUGCGCGAACUGCAGAUCGGCACCUACGCGGACAUCGAAAUGGCGCGCGAGGAUACGUCCAUCAUUGAAGCACUUCACAAGUUCGUGGGGCGGCGCGUCUCCGCCCUGCCCAUUGUUGACGAGCAGGGCCGACUCACCGACAUCUACGCCAAGUUUGACGUCAUCAACCUGGCAGCAGAAAAGACGUACAACAACCUGGACGUGUCACUGCGCGAGGCAAACGAGCACCGCAACGAGUGGUUCGAGGGCGUCCACAAGUGUCGACUGGACGAGACGUUGGCCACCGUCAUGGAAAGGAUAGUGCGUGCCGAGGUGCACAGGCUGGUGGUGGUGGACGAGGAGGACAAGGUCAUCGGCAUCAUCUCGCUGUCCGACCUGCUGCUCUUCCUGGUGCUGCGGCCCUGCGGAGAGGAGAUCGCGGCGGGCAUGAGCGGCACGUCGCUGCGCCAGCACCAACACCAACUCCAGCAGUCGUCGUCGGCCGCGUCGACGUCAGAGGCCUCCAUACCGGAGGAAGAUGACUGCAGCGGUGGCCUCGGUUCGGACGACGCUACUCCGGCAACCACGUCUGGUGCAGAAGAGGAGGGUGGCGGUGGGGGCAGCGAGGUCUCCGACACCCCUCCUCCGGCACCCACGCCUGCGGCAGUGACGGCCUCUGCCGGCUGGAGGGAGGUCACCGUCUCCGGCGGGGAGUGAAGGGGAGCUCCGUAGCCCACCUGCCGCACGUCUCGCCGGUCGGUCCGUGGCGAGUCAUUCGCGUGCCGGGCACUCCGCCGGUGGCUGACACCUCGUUCGGAUUCUCCGCAUCCGAAUCGGGACGCAGUGCCGGGCCGACUUGCAGCCCUGGAAAAUUUCUCGUCGAACUGAGUGUGUUUUGUCAGAACUGGGUCUACACUGACGGACAGCGGGAGUGGAGACUCGGGUUCUCAGCCACGGGUGACAGGCGAGAGCUGUGGCACGGACUGAACACCUCCGAAGAUUUGUAGGUUGUGCAUUAAGUUUCCCAUUCUUAGCGGGCAGCUGACUGUGCAUUCACUCGUAGCGAGUGCCAGCGAUGCCCCUACUGCAGUGGAGAACAGUGCGGCCUCUUUGUGUACACCACUCGCUGCCCUGGGGUGUCGUCGGAGCUGAGGAGCAGCUACAGUCGGAGUAGAGGUCGAACCCCAAAAAUUGCCACACGGACUCGGUGACACUAAAACUGCCACGUGAUACCGGGUGAGGGGGCGGACGUGUACAACUGGAAUUUCACCGAUACCUCAGGAUCUCUUGUACAAACACUAGCUUAUCUCUGUACCUUAGCUCUGCACGUCUUUUUUGCCCACUGUACGGAAUUGGCAAGAGACGUGUAAUACGUCACUUUUCUCCACGAGGCUUCGCAUCUGUGGCUGGAGUGUGUCGGACGUACGCUGCGCCCGCGGAAGUCGCCGACCCCGGCCGAGCGAUUCUGACACGAGACUGAUCCUCGUCCUCUUCCGGAGCCAGCCGAAUUGUGCAGGGAGCUGCUCUCUCCCCACAAUAAAAACGUCUGCUCGAGUAUCGGACAGAUCUGUUGUCCUCUUUGGAAAAUGACGCUUAUCUACCCGGUCUGACACUUCUCACAUUCACGACAUUGCAAUUUUUCGAAAUAGAUUUGCCGGUAGCAACUGCACAGUUCACCACGGUGUAAGACAAACUGCGUAUUGGCAUCACUGUCACAUUCUGCACAGGUUCGUCUUUUGCGGUCAUCGACUAUUUUUUGGUCCAUUCGUAUUGAUGAGGCGAAAAAUAUUGUUGCAGUGCGCUGUACUUUAUAAUUCUCCCUUUAAUCGCAAACAAUUCUCUUUGUUACUAUAUUCCGUGCUAGACUUUAUUGUGUGGGGAGCGGUUCCCUUAAAAAUGUGAUUAAAAAUAAAUUAAAAGUGGGAAAUUAAUUUUCCUGGUAGUUUUUUUAGGCUGGCCUCACAUGUUGCAUUAUUAUGGUAGUUUAAUUUUUCUGUCAAAAAACAGAGUUUAUUUUUCAAGCAGUUGUUUCCGUAAGAGCAAGCGUAAUGUGUUUUUGAUGUAGUCCGUGCUCUGGUUUGCAGAAUAUAAGUACCUGUGUGUGUGUGUGUGUGUGUGUGUGUGUGUGUGAGUGUGUGUGUGUGUGUGUGUGUGUGUGUGUGCGCGCGCGCGCUAAUAUUGAAGUCUGUAUAGAAAAAAUUAAAUUUUGUAGUUUGUAGCUCCAGGCAGUGUUUAUCAACAUACCUGGCGGCAAUACACUUGUGUACGCUAAAAAACAAAUCUGUAUAUAGUCUCACUCGAUUGUUAGAAGUAGUUAGUGUGUAAGGUUAGGCAGGGGGCCCAGGGUUCUCACAUAGCAGAACUUUGCGCUUACCGCUUGCUGCCAUCUGUCGGGGCGUGACAGGUCUUUCGCUGUCCGUAUUAUUUUGGAAAGUUUUUCAGUGUUCCAGCUGCACUUGAUACCUGGCCCGUGCUCAGGGAAGUUUAACGAGGAAUAUGGGUGUGUAACACGGAAGGUAGUUAGUCUCUCAUUUUUCCAUAAUCCACCGUAUACUGUGGUGGCGCCUUUGCCGUCUAGGCAGAGAUUUUAGCGUUGUAUGUUAAUUUUAAGGCAAAACUGUCACCUCGAGUCUUAUUGUGUUCACACAUUUUCAGUGUGUUUCUUAAUGAUUUCUUUUAAAAGUGCUGCUCUAUCUACCACUGCUCGAUACCAGCAAUGGCAGUUACGUGCGUAUGUUACAAAAGGCUAUCUUGUAAGUUUAUUGUAUGUGGAGUCCUGUGUUAUUGUACAAUUCUCAUAUAUUGCUUUGAGCAGGGAAUAACAAAAAAUCUAAAUUCCUGUUACAUUUGUGACUGCACAAUAGUGAGGGGGAAAAUGUGAUGCGGAAGGGGAAAAAGUGCUUAAUUCGGUGUACAUUUGUGAUUAGAUUGUGGGGGAAAAGCGUGUGAUGGGGCACAAGAGUCCUUUUGCAAUGUAUGUUGCUGUUGAUUUGAAAGGAAGUCAUUUGUCAUUAACAGCGCAGUUGGUGCAGAGAGACAGAAUAUGUAAUGUAUUGUGCAUAUAUAGUGUGUGUGUGUGUGUGUGUUUUUUGUGCCAUCGGCAUUAUCGUUGAUAAUUAUUUAUUUUAUUAUGAAAUAUCGAGCAGUGAGGCUGUUUUCCCAUGUUGAUGGUAGUGAAGAUGAGUCUUCACAAAAUGUAAGCUGGCAUUAAUAAGAUUAUUGUAGCUGUAGUGAACCACGCAUGUGAUAGUUGAAUAAUUAUUUUUAAGGACACCGAUUGCAAUAAGGUACUGUACAUUAACACGUGAACACAUUCGAGGCAGUGCGUGCUGUCGUAAGCUCGUGUGUGUCAAACUGAACUCCGAAGCUGGCACUUUUUGCACCGCUUCAGUUCUUGCGCUGUUUGCAUUGCCACAGUGGUACUUUGUGACGUGGAGCGGGGGGAGGAGGACGAAGAUAAGCCCACGCCGAGUCACGUGCGCGUCUGGAUCUCCGUACGCCACGGACAAGACUGCGAGCAGCCCGGGAGCACUUUAUGGAAAUGCAGUGUGUCGCCUCUCAGGGCCUUUUCUUAAUUUUAUUUUUAGUGUUUGCCUCCUACGUUUGCGCAGAGUCGGGCACUGCUGAGCCACUAGUAACUAAAGUUGCCACAGCCCACUGCUGUUGUUUUCUGUAUUACUGAGGCCGAGGUGUAUACUGCCCGGUCAGAGAUAUGUGUAAUAAUAAACACUGCAGAAUUUUGAA